AUGGCUCGCAGAGACGAUUCACCUCCCUCCACCGAGAGUAGUGGUGCCAGCAUUUCAUCAUUCACGCCGCUCGAGGAAUCAGUCCCUCACUCACCCUCGCGAACACGACACCUUCCCUUUCGAAUUCCAAAAUGGAGACGACAAGCCCAUUCCGAAGGACCUUUUCUCAAUGAAAAGCGACGAAUACAUAUCAGACAACUGAUCAAGUCAGCUAUAUUAAUUUUACUUCUCACUUCUCUUGCCAUUGUAACAUGGCUUGCCCUCAUACUCACUGUUGCGAAUCGACUUCGAAUACCUCAUCUCAACAAUGGUCUCCAAAAGAUCUUAGAAACAUAUCACGCACCUAACUCUACACACGCAGCAUAUCCAACAUGGGUUGAAGACUUUAGCAGAGGAGUCAAGCCAGUAUCGUGUCACUCACAUAACGACUACUGGCAUCGAAUACCCCUCUAUGAAGGUCUCGCUGUCGGUUGUGUUGGCACAGAGGCAGACAUCUGGAUUGGCAACCACGGAAAUGGAACGGUUGACCUCUUCGUAGGACAUAACCAGAAGUCCUUGACUCAAUCACGAACACUGAGGACUCUGUAUCUCGAUCCUCUCUACGACAUUCUUUCCAACCAAAAUACUCUUUCAUCAAGUCUGCCAAAUGUCACAAAUGCGACGGGAACGCAAGACGCCGUCAGCGGUUCGCCAACGGGCGUCUUCUCAACUUCACCAAGUACUUCACUUAUCCUCGCGUUGGACAUGAAAACAGACGGACACGCAACAUGGGACACUGUCAUCGCUCAACUUGACACUCUUCGCGUCCAAGACUGGCUUACAUACUGGACCCCAUCGCAAGGUGUUGUUCAACGACCAAUUACUAUCGUGGGAACAGGAAACACACCUUUCGACCUUGUCAUAUCGAAUUCAUCAUACCGAAACAUAUUCUUCGAUGCUCCACUCACUUCGCUAUCUGACCCGAAUACUCCAUAUAACAGUAACAACUCUUACUACGCAAGCUCAUCCAUAAAGGCUGCUAUUGGCACAGUGUCAUUUGGGAAACUGAGUGGAGGGCAGAGAGAUAAGGUUACAGCGCAAGUGGAUAAAGCGAAUCAGUUGGACUUAAGGAGUAGGUACUGGGACACAGUCAGCUGGCCGGUAGGGUGGAGGAAUCGGGUUUGGGAACAACUUGAAGACCUUGAAGUAGGGAUACUGAAUGUUGAUGACUUGGCUGCGGGCGCAAGGUGGGAUUGGGAAAUGUGUGUUGUGGGUGGUGUAAAUAUCUGUAAUUCGUAG
This is a messenger RNA of Mollisia scopiformis, 1278 nucleotides long. RefSeq lists its product as uncharacterized. The transcript has 2 exons. The coding region runs from base 1 to 1278 and encodes 425 amino acids. NCBI's taxonomy places the organism in Eukaryota, Fungi, Ascomycota, Leotiomycetes, Helotiales, Mollisiaceae. The record is from RefSeq and is a predicted model, not a curated record.